UACGUAGAAUUUAGAUUCUAAUUAAUUUACAUACAGCUUAUACGUUUAAUUCUCUGUCUUCUUGAUUACAAUUUCACAAUUCAAGUUUAAUUUCAAUUUUACAUUGGAAGCAUAUAAAUAUAGUGACGACGUAAGCGAGUGUAAUCAGUCGCGAAACAGUGUUGGUUGAUUCAAUACAAGUAUGUAAGUCACAAGCACGCACACAUGGAAAGCUGAUUACACAUAUGUAUGCAACAGAGUAGUAGCGACGUGCCGGCAAGUCUGCAUCAAAGUGUAACUACGCACAGAACCGGGAGUGGAGCUUGCGAUUGCUUACGGUUCUCGGUAAAUCUGACGAACGCGACGAACCUCCAGCAGUAGGUGUGAUUAUAAUAUAUAUUGUGUAUGCAAUGAUUGGGUUAAGUUACAAAUAGUAUUCCGUUAAAGUACGCCAGUCACCUUCUGGACAUGCACUGACCAUCUAAUGAAAUCGACAGAUAUUCAGCGUUACUCUGAAUGAACCAGCGAAAAAAAGCAGCUCUGUUACACUUGCUUUUUACAACUAAAAAUGGCGAGUGCGAUUGAUUGUACCGAACUACAGGUAGUCAAGGAAUUAAGAGGAGGGGGGCUUUUGUACCCUAAAAACAUACCUGGAGAUCGUGGUAAUACUGCCAUGAUUACACAGAUUAUAUUAAUCAUUCUACUUAUGAUGUUAUGUGCUUACUAUGCAUCAAGGAACCGAGAUUUAAAUGAUUACAUUAAAUACUGUGUUUACUGCACUGCAAGUAACAUAAUUUUGAUCUCAUUGUGCAAUUUCUUGAUGAGAAUCACGAAUCUUUUCGAAGAGUUACGUCAUGUCCAUGCAAGAUAUGAUGACAAAAUCUUGAAAGUCUUCGUAGUUGCGCUGGAAUACAACACAUUAUGUAUAAUUAUCAUCGCAGUGUGCAUCUCGAGUUUGAUUGCUAUGAUAAUGGCAGUCAAAAAUCCGAUCAUGUUUCUUUGGAGCCACGGUCCAGAACCGUACAUCUGCUCAUUGCUUUCUUCAAUGAUCAUACUCCGCCUGAUUAAUAUUGACGAAAGUAGACUAGAUACAGUUUUGAAAGUUUCACAAAUGAAAGGUUUGGAUUAUGGAAGCAGUAUGGCAUACAGCUACUUCUACGGAUACUUGAACAUCGUUCUUCCUUCAGUUGGGGAUGAGAAGAAAGGCUUAUAUGAGAACAUCAAGGUAUAUGAAAGUCAAAAUGGAGUAGAGGUACCAGUGAAAAAACUUUUCAUUCUAAUUCCUACCUCGCUUCACAUUCCUCCAAAUCUUGAAGAAGCUAGCUACUACUGGAUGGAAAGUGCAAAGAAACUCGAAUCGGUUGUUAAACAUCGAGCCGGUGUAGUUCAUCGCACGUAUCACAAUAGUGUCUACAAGAUCCAUCCAAGGGGACAAAGAGGAAACGAUAGUAAGGUAUAUGUGAUAACUGAAGGUGCAACUCCUUUGCUGACGUUUUACGAAGUUCUGGAACAUUCUGACAAGGAUUCGUCCUCUUAUAAGGAAUACAAGAAAGAAAUUGCGGGAUCUUUUUAUAGAACUCUGCGGCACAUCAUUAGAAGUAAACCGGAAUGCCGCGAUUUGUGUGAAUUGAUUUAUUACGAAGAUUAUGAUUCUGAUGGCAAAAAAGUGAACAUUGCGGAGAUCCUGCUUGAGAAAAUCGAAGAACAGAUUUCUCUAGCUUCAUAUUAUGGCCAGUAAAAAGAAAAUUAAGAAUACCUAAUGUUGUCUUAUGGUAGAACUUUAUCCCACGAUAAUACUACCAUGAAAGAAUUUUUGACAAGCCGUAAGGGAAAAAUAUAAUGACAAAGUAAAGUUUCUAGGAGCCCUGACAUUGGCGCACCAACAGUUAUAUCGCUGUUAAAUGAAGUGUGAUCAUACAAAAGAUGCCAAAAAACAUACAUGAUACAUACAGAUGUAAGGUAUAUCCAUUUUAUAAAGAGUUCCUUUAAUGCA
This is a messenger RNA of Neodiprion virginianus, 1972 nucleotides long. RefSeq names its product stimulator of interferon genes protein (gene Sting). The transcript has 11 exons. NCBI's taxonomy places the organism in Eukaryota, Metazoa, Arthropoda, Insecta, Hymenoptera, Diprionidae. Gene Ontology annotation, molecular function: cyclic-di-GMP binding; 2',3'-cyclic GMP-AMP binding. The coding region runs from base 548 to 1717 and encodes 389 amino acids. The record is from RefSeq and is a predicted model, not a curated record. Gene Ontology annotation, cellular component: autophagosome; endoplasmic reticulum membrane. Gene Ontology annotation, biological process: innate immune response; autophagosome assembly; positive regulation of macroautophagy.